AUGGAGCCGAGUGUUGAAUAUGACAAAUGGCUGGGCGGAGUGAGCGUGGAUGACCCAUCCCGACCUUCGAUAUCAGUAAGCCUCGGUGUCGGUUGUCGUUUGCACAGUGCGCGGCGGGUCAUUUGUGAACGAAUGGCGGCACUUGGCUCUGCCGGCAAACAUCUUCUCCUAAUCCGGUCACUCCGAGAAGCGUUACCACAAUGCCGUUCCGAGUUGCGCGGUAAUGGCGUGCUUUGGGUGGAUAUAGGCUUGGACCCUGGUCCAGGCCGCGAAGAUUUGUGGAUCUUAGUACUAUAA
Caenorhabditis auriculariae is the source of this 297-nucleotide messenger RNA. NCBI's taxonomy places the organism in Eukaryota, Metazoa, Nematoda, Chromadorea, Rhabditida, Rhabditidae. The record is from the annotation of a GenBank genome assembly.